Aspergillus nomiae NRRL 13137 is the source of this 1107-nucleotide messenger RNA. RefSeq lists its product as uncharacterized. The transcript has a single exon. The record is from RefSeq and is a predicted model, not a curated record. Lineage: Eukaryota; Fungi; Ascomycota; Eurotiomycetes; Eurotiales; Aspergillaceae. Gene Ontology annotation, biological process: carbohydrate metabolic process. Gene Ontology annotation, molecular function: carbohydrate binding; hydrolase activity, hydrolyzing O-glycosyl compounds. Bases 1 to 1107 code for a protein of 368 amino acids.
AUGAGCCUAAACACAUUUGCCUGGGCAGAUGCAGACGCAUGGGCCGGACAGGUAAUUGCUCGGAAUGACAAGUUUUACUUUUAUGCACCGGUUCGCCAUGGUGCAACUGCCACCAAAGCCAUCGGGGUUGGCGUCAGUGAUAAUAUCACUGGCCCGUACACCGAUGCAUUGGGACACCCUCUGGUCGAAAAUGGAGCGAUCGACCCUACAGUAUAUAUUGACGAUGAUGGUCAGGCCUAUUUGUACUGGGGAAACCCUGGUCUGUGGUAUGUCAAGUUGAACGAGGAUAUGAUCUCCUAUAGUGGAAGUGUCACUCCAGUCGACCUCACGGUUGAAGGAUUCGGCAGCCCAAAUGAGGGUUCCGACGAGGAGACUUCAUUUGACGAGGCGCCCUGGAUUUAUAAACGCGACGACAUUUACUAUAUGAUCUUUGCUGGCAACUGUUGUCCCGAGAAUAUUCGAUACUCGACUGGCACUAGCAUCACUGGACCCUGGACAUAUCAAGGCGUCAUCAUGCCGACACAGGGUGCUAGUUUCACAAAUCACCCUGGAAUUGUCGAUUUUGCUGACAGAUCAUAUUUCUUCUAUCACAAUGGGGCCCUUCCCGGUGGCUCCGGCUAUACGAGAUCCGUGGCUGUCGAGGAAUUCACCUACAAUUCAGAUGGUACGAUACCUGAAAUCAACAUGACUGAAGAUGGCCCGGCACAGGUUGGGAAUUUGGACCCAUAUUCCCGCCAGGAAGCAGAGACAAUUGCUUGGUCCGAUGGCAUUGAUGUGGAAAGUUCCAGUGACGGUGGCAUCCAUGUCGCAUAUAUCAACAAUGGCGAUUAUAUCAAAGUCAAAGGUGUUGCAUUUGGUGACGGGGCCUCCAGCUUUGCUGCUGGAGUAGCAUCAGCAGGCAAUGGUGGACAUAUCGAGCUGCGCUUGGACAGCAAGGAUGGCACGGCCAUCGGGACCUGUUCUGUUCCCAUCACAGGAGGGUGGCAGGCGUGGGAGACUGUGAAUUGCUCGAUUAGCGAUGCUACAUCCACUCACGACCUGUUCUUUGUUUUCACUGGCAAUAGUACUGAAUAUUUAUUCAAUUUCGAUUGGUGGCAGUUUAGCUGA